Messenger RNA from Menidia menidia (Atlantic silverside), 710 nucleotides. Lineage: Eukaryota; Metazoa; Chordata; Actinopteri; Atheriniformes; Atherinopsidae. The record is from the annotation of a GenBank genome assembly.
UGUGUGUGUGUGUGUGUGUGCUCUCACAGUUUAACAGCAGUCAUUAUCAGUGAAGGCCAGCUGGGCAGUAAGAGGCAAUCUCCUUCUGACAGCAACAGUGAGACACAGUCAUCUCCAGAGGACGUGCAGAGCUGAAGUUCGGCCACCAUGACUCAGUUUCUGCUCCUGGGUCUCCUCCUUUUGCUUGGAGCCGAAAGUCUCUCACCACCUCGUCCCUGCCCGCCGGUUUCCCUUUAGGAACCACCGACCUCCACCUCCACGACAACCUGCUGACCACCAUCCCCAACGGGCUGCUGGAUGACCUCACCUCCCUCCACUCUGUGUCCCUGCACGGUAACCCCUGGGUGUGCGACUGCGGCAUCCUUUACCUGCGAGCCUGGCUGCGCCGGCAGCCCGCCGGCCUCACCGCUCACCAGCAGGUCAACUGCAGCUCCCCGCCCGGCCUGAGAGGCCGACUGGUGGUGCAUCUGUCCGAGGAGGAGGUGCUGGACUCCUGCCAGUACUGGUACUGUGACCUGGCCUUGGCCUCGCUGGUGUGCCUCUUUGUGUUCGUGGCCGUGCAGGCAGCUCUGCUGGUGGCUCUCGUUGUUUUCCUGAAGAGGUUUGAGAGGAUGUCCAAGGAGGCAAGACGGACCACGGAGGAGAGCUUCACAGCCGGGGAAGGUCAGGGGGACAGUGAGUUUGAACAUUUAAUGGACAACAGCCUGUGA